AUGUAUUAUUUAAUCUUAGCAAUAGAAUUAUUCCAUAUUAUAAAGAUAGAAUCUUACGAGUCAAGUCUAUAUGAAUACAGAAUAAAUAGAAUCAAUUCGAGAAGCACUGAUUCUCAAGAUGAAGAGAAUGAAAUGAAAGAGUAAAUGAAUGCAUGA
Molecule: messenger RNA, 156 nt
Organism: Tetrahymena thermophila SB210
Lineage: Eukaryota; Ciliophora; Oligohymenophorea; Hymenostomatida; Tetrahymenidae
Exons: 1
Source: RefSeq, a predicted model, not a curated record